This is a messenger RNA of Octopus bimaculoides (California two-spot octopus), 2284 nucleotides long. RefSeq lists its product as uncharacterized. NCBI's taxonomy places the organism in Eukaryota, Metazoa, Mollusca, Cephalopoda, Octopoda, Octopodidae. The record is from RefSeq and is a predicted model, not a curated record.
UCAGAUACGAAUGUAUAACACCAUCACAUCUCAGGUUCAACAAGAAUAACUAAAAUGAAAUAUGCUAUAUCUAUGUGUUUUCUUACUGUUGUAAUGGGAAUUUUACAUGCUCCACCGCAUCAGUUUACAGGAGAUUCAUUGGGGAGCAACUGCACUGAAGCAUUCGAUUCAAGAUGUCCUAGUAUAAAAAACAUGUCCAUGAUUUCUGGCCACUGCAAACGUUUGCUCGCAUAUCAAAGAUGUGGUCAUCCAGAUGAGGAAUGCAAAGGUUAUUUCGAAAAAACAUUUAACGUUGAAUGUUGUGGUCGUACAAAGUUAGAAAACUGCUUACAAAAGGCUCAACACACAUGUAAACAUGCUUUAAUUCUUCAUCCUAUAAGUAAACCCGAUAAGCAUUAUUGCAGACGCUUGCUCGUAUAUGCGACAUGUGCUUCUGCAAUCAAAAACUAUGAAUGCAAAAGUUACUUCUCUAAUCUGUAUUUCGGUGAAUGUAAAGCACACCUAGAGUCUCGACACUGCAUGGCAUUAUACAGACAAUCUUGCUUCGAAGCUGUAAGAGAUUAUCCAAUAUCGCAACCAGAUUUCGAGUACUGCAAACGCCUUGUUGUGUUAAAACAAUGUGCUGAACUAGAAAAAAACACAGUGUGUGCAGAAUUCUUUAAAAAACUAAUUGAGAAAAACUGCCCCCCGGCCGACAAGUGUAUGAUUUCUUUCAAAGAAAUUUGUCCUGAAGCGGAAAAAAAGUAUCCUAUACUUAUACCAGAUACGAAUUACUGCAGUCGUUUGCGCGUAUAUGAAGUAUGUGCUUAUUCGAAAAGCCACUCCUGCAAACUGCACUUCAACGAACUCAUUCAUGCAAUAUGUGAAGCUCAUGAAGAACAACGUGACUGCAUGGAAAUAUACAGAACAACUUGCUUCAAGGCCUUUAACGAUUAUCCUGAAUUGAAUCCAGAUACAAGCUACUGCAAACGCCUCUUCGUAUUUCAAAAGUGUGCUGAAGGUGAUGAUAAUAAGCACUGCAUGACUUAUUUCGACGCAAUCUCUAAAAUCCAAUGUGGCGAGGAAAAUAUAUGCGUACAUGAAUUGCAAGUAAAAUGCCCGUCAGGUGAAAAAUUGUAUCCGAUUGGUAACCCAGAUUUCAAUUACUGCAAACGCAUUGCCUACUAUAGAACUUGUUCUAACGACAUCAGUAAGAGGUGCGAGGAUUUCUUCCAACGAAGUGGUCUUGAUAAAUGUCCUAAAAUCGACUCGUGUAUAGAAGAGGCCAAAGAUAUUUGUCCCGAUGCGGAGAAACUAUAUCCCAAGCUGCCUCAAGAUACGAAUUUAUGCAAACGUCUCAUGCUAUAUAUCACGUGUGCUGAUGAGAAGAGAUACCAUUGCCAAGACCACAUCGUCAAAAUAUAUCGCGAAAAAUGCAGAACACCACUGGAAGCAGCUGACUGCCAAGGAGUAUACAGUUCAACUUGCUAUCCUGGCAUAAGAGACUACCCGGUAACAUAUCCAGAUACGAACAUCUGCCCGCGCCUUGUCGUUUUUAAAACAUGUGCUGACAAAUACGCAGACAAACAUUGUUUCCAGUCCUUUCAAAACGCCUAUAAAGUUUAUUGCCCUGAGAAAGACAGCUGCACAGAUUUAUUCAAAGUAUAUUGUCCGGAAGCCGAAGAACAGUAUCCCAUACGUGAAGAUGAUAUUAAUCUUUGCAAUCGCUUGCUUACAUAUGAAACAUGUGCAAUUCAUAAGAAGCAUAACUGCACAAAUCACUUCUACUUGACGUCUCUCGCUUUGUGUGAAGGAUUUGAAGUACGAAGUGACUGCGAAAAUAGAUACUUGCCUCAAUGCACUCAAAUCUUGAAGCACUACCCAUUGAAAAGUCCAGAUCCGCACAGCUGCGCGCGCCUUGUCCUGUACAAAACGUGUGCUCAGAAACACAAAGACCAUCAUUGCAUGGAAGCAUUUCAAAGAAGAUUUGAAUCUGAUUGCCCUAGCAAAGACGACUGCAUGGAGAUAUACAAACGUUGUCCGAUACCCGUAAGGGAUAUUCCCUUAGAUGAAUCAGUUAUGAAUGAGGAGGACUGCAAACGACUAGAUAAAUAUGAAAGAUGCUCAACUGAAGACCAAAGAUGCAGUAAUCUGUUCCAAACGAUGUUUAGUGUCUUAUGUUACAGGUGAUAUAUAUACCUGAAGGUUGAAAAUACUAGAAGUACUACUGAGGUCUUAUUCCGAUUAGCAAUCAAUCCUGAAGGUUAUGGCACUCAAUUAAAAUUCCUAUAAAAUAAAAUUGAAU